AUGGCUCUAUGGAAGCUUCUGAACCUGGUGCUUUUGAUCGGCCUCUUUGCUGCGCAGAGCGGAGUGGCUCAGAUUCUGUAUGCGGGCGUCAAUUCUGCUGGCGGUGAAUUCGGCCAGCACAAUCUCCCUGGCACCUUCGGAAUCGACUACAGGUUCAUCAAUGAGACCACCAUUGACAUCUUCCUCAAUGAAGGCAUAAACGUAGUAAGGUUGCCUUUCUUAUUGGAACGCAUAUGCCCUCUCUCAACCGGCCUCGGCAGCACCUUCAACGAGACAUACUUCGCCGAGCUUCAGAAGGCCGUCAUUCACAUCACCAAGUCGGGCGCCUAUGCGAUACUAGAUGCCCACAACUACAUGCGCUACAAUGACCCUUCGAAUCAACCUUGGUCCGGCAGCGUAAUCGGCAGCGUAAUCGGCAGCGCCGACCCAUCUGCCGCCACAACCCAGCAACUUGCGCACUUCUGGUACGCCCUCUCCGAACGGUUCGUCUCCAAUCCAAAUGUCAUCUUCGGCCUCAUGAACGAACCGCACGAGAUGCCGACCUCCCUCGUCCUUGCCAACAACCAGGCCUCAAUCAACGCCAUCCGUGCCGCAGGAGCCAAGCAACUGAUCCUGGUGCCCGGGAACGGUUUCGCUGGUGCACACAGAUGGAUGGAGUAUACCUGUUGGGACGCAGCCAAGCAGUGCACGGCGAACUCAGAGGUGAUGACGCAGAUAUACGAACCGGGCAACAACUUCGCAUUCGACAUGCACGUGUACUUUGACAAGGACACUGGAGGCAUGGAAGCAGAAUGCACGACCGCUUCACCGGGAAACCUAUACGCCGUCACGAAUUGGCUGAAGGAGAAAAACUACACGGCCUUCCUUUCCGAAUUCGGCGCCGCAGCCAACGAAGGGUGUUGGGCGACGCUCAACUCGACGCUGACCUUCAUGGAGCAAAACAGCGCGCAGUGGAUCGGCUGGACGUAUUGGGCUGCUGGUCCGCUGUGGGGCGACUACUUCCUGAGUAUCGAGCCCGGCAGGGGGGUCGGGAGUACGACUACGUGGCCGCUGGUGCUCGCGCCGCAUGUGAAGAGUUAUCAGCCGAUGAUGAGGUUUUCGAUGAGUGUGGCGAGAAGGAGCAGUUAGAAGGCGUCAAAGCAGGAUGUACAGGGGUGUCUUGCGCUGAGGAUGGGGUAAGGGGUAUAUAUGUGUCGGGGAAGGAUGUUUAUGGGCGGGUCGAUCGGGAUAGAGUGAGUGAGCUUUUGCUUCCGUCAGACUCAGAUCAGUG
Westerdykella ornata is the source of this 1270-nucleotide messenger RNA. Its product is annotated as glycoside hydrolase. NCBI's taxonomy places the organism in Eukaryota, Fungi, Ascomycota, Dothideomycetes, Pleosporales, Sporormiaceae. Gene Ontology annotation, biological process: glucan catabolic process. The transcript has 4 exons. Bases 1 to 1128 code for a protein of 375 amino acids. Gene Ontology annotation, molecular function: hydrolase activity, hydrolyzing O-glycosyl compounds. The record is from RefSeq and is a predicted model, not a curated record.